Molecule: messenger RNA, 1197 nt
Organism: Drosophila grimshawi
Lineage: Eukaryota; Metazoa; Arthropoda; Insecta; Diptera; Drosophilidae
Gene: png
Product: serine/threonine-protein kinase Nek8
Exons: 2
Coding region: 156-1040 (294 amino acids)
Biological process (GO): protein phosphorylation
Molecular function (GO): ATP binding; protein kinase activity
Source: RefSeq, a predicted model, not a curated record
CUAAGCUCUCGAUAAAUGUGCGAAAACGAACUCUGCUUGCCCAGUUCGAUAACAGUAAUGCUUUGUUAUCGAGAUUGCGCGCGCUGCAUGAAAUGUAACUGUAAACUUUUGGGCUGUAUGCGAAACGAUAUAGAAAAAGAUACGAAUUUUGUGCCAUGAAUCUGGGUGAUGCCAAUCUGUUGACCGUACGGGUGCUGGGCGAGGGCUCCUUUGGGCGCGUCUUCCUUUGCCUGCAACGCGAGGGUCAAAAACAGCGCAAAGUGUGCGUCAAGCGCAUCAUUGUGCGAAAUCCGAAGAGUGAGCUAGCUCUAAUUAAGGAGGAGAUCUAUAUCAUUUCACAGCUGCGACAUCCGCAUAUUGUGCAAUUCAUACGCUCCUUCAUGCACCUGGGCACUGUCAAUAUUGUGAUGGAGUAUGCACCCAACGGCACCAUUCGCGACCUUAUCCAACGGGCUGGAUCAAAGUCAGCUGGCGGUGAUGGUGGUGCGCUGGAUCAGUCGAGGAUAUUGCGUUACUUUAGCGAUAUGAUCAUGGGCCUGGAGUAUCUGCACAUCCGUCACGUAAUCCAUCGCGACAUCAAGCCGGAGAACAUGCUGCUGGACGCGAAUGAUCGCGUCAAGUUCGCCGACUUUGGCAUAUCGAAUGUGCAUACGCCCGCCAAGCAGCAGCCGUGGCAGGUGCUCGGCACACCGCUCUAUAUGGCGCCAGAGAUAAUGUGUGGGGCCAAAUGUGAUUUCAAAUCGGACAUCUGGUCGCUGGGCCUGGUGCUCUACGAGCUGUGCAUUGGUCGCAAUCCCUUUCUGGCAUUGCUCAAGCCAAACGAUCCGUUCGAGCACGUUCGCAGCGUUGUCAAGUCGAUGACACGGCCCAAGCUCAACUGUCAGCUAAUACGGCAACGUUACGAUCCCAUUUGGGCGCGCCUCUGCGAACUGAUGGUCGUUUACGAGUCGGAGCAACGCAUCUGUCUGCCCGAUCUGAUAUGUCUGGAUCCGCACAUCACACUCACCAUUUACGGCCAGUACUUUAAUUAUAAUUAUUAAUUUGUAAUAUCAUUCCAUAAUUGUCAUCAUCGCCAUUCCCCCUCCUCCCAUCAUAUUCUGUGUCUUGGUUAAGGUUGGGAUAUAUAAGUACUAUGUAAACAUUGUUAGCUUUAUUACUAGAUAGAUCUACAUAUUUUAAAUAUUAUAAGCACAUAUU